Messenger RNA from Marasmius oreades (fairy-ring Marasmius), 951 nucleotides. RefSeq lists its product as uncharacterized. Gene Ontology annotation, biological process: cell redox homeostasis; cellular oxidant detoxification. Gene Ontology annotation, molecular function: peroxiredoxin activity. Bases 135 to 824 code for a protein of 229 amino acids. The record is from RefSeq and is a predicted model, not a curated record. The transcript is spliced from 5 exons. NCBI's taxonomy places the organism in Eukaryota, Fungi, Basidiomycota, Agaricomycetes, Agaricales, Marasmiaceae. Gene Ontology annotation, cellular component: mitochondrion; cytosol.
AGCUCCUGUCUACUUAAGAGCACGCCAUCUUCACCUCAAAAUCACAAAUCGAUCUCCAUACUGCAGCCGGUUCGACGAUAUAAAGCUGUUCAAGGAAUCUUCCUCGCUAUCGGACUACCAACUGCCAACUGAUCAUGACCGACUUUGAAAAGCACGAGUACACCCUCCGUCUCGGUAGCGUUGCACCCGAUUUCGAAGCUGAAACAACCGUCGGAAAGAUCAAAUUUCAUGAAUGGCUAGGCAACUCUUGGGGUAUCCUUUUCUCCCACCCAGGUGACUUCACCCCUGUUUGCACGACCGAACUCGGUGAGGUGGCUCGUCGAGCAGACGACUGGGAUAAGCGAAACACCAAGGUCAUUGGUAUUUCUGCCAAUGGUCUCGAGGAACACUAUCAGUGGGUCAAGGACAUCAACGAGUUCGGAGGAAAGGUUGCGGGACCAACCGACGUUAAGUACCCUAUCAUCUCCGAUCCAGAUCGCAAGAUUUCCUACAGAUACGAUAUGUUGGACUACCAGGAUGCCACCAACAGAGAUGGGAAAGGAUUACCAUUCACCAUUCGAACGGUAUUCAUCGUUGAUCCCAAGAAGAUAAUCCGUUUCAAGGCGGACUACCCGGCUGUCGCUGGUCGUAACUUUGACGAAAUCGUCCGUGUCCUCGAUGCCAUUCAACUCGGAGACAAGCACCGAAUUGCUACUCCCGUCAACUGGAAAAAGGGGGACGAUGUCAUUGUACAUGCUAGUGUUACCGCCGAGGAAGCAAAGACGCUCUUCCCGGAGCAUACAACUCAUUUCCCGUACCUCAGAACUACGCCUCUCAAGGUCUAAGAUGUCGAAGUUGCCAUCCAUGUAAUUUUCUCUCCGAAACGGUGUACAAUUUUCGCUUUACCUCAAAACAAAUUCAGAUUGUAUAUUCCCUCCAUAUCAAUAAAUACACUACGUGUGAAGUCGAAGC